Tuber aestivum (summer truffle) is the source of this 411-nucleotide messenger RNA. NCBI's taxonomy places the organism in Eukaryota, Fungi, Ascomycota, Pezizomycetes, Pezizales, Tuberaceae. The record is from the annotation of a GenBank genome assembly.
AUGAAGGUGUAUGAUGGGGAAUUGGUAGGUAUUGCCAGAGCACUCACAGAAGCCAGCAGGUCCAGCCUAUCCUUCAAGCACAUCUGGGUUUUCACAGACAACCAAGCAGCAAUCAGCAACACUCACAGACUCUCUCCCCACCCUGGACAACAAAUUUCUCAACAGAUUCAACAACUUACAAAGGAUCUUCUAUCCUCUGACCUGGACUUACAGCUUCAUCUCCAUUGGGUACCAAGUCACACUGGUAUUCAAGGUAAUGAUGAAGCUGACAGACUUGCAAAACAAGCAGCUGAGUAUCCCCAACCUGAUAUAGACAGUUAUCUCUCACUGACCAAAUUGAAGACACAGAUCAAGCAGUAUGCCCUUAAAGCCUGGCACCAGUUAUGGACACAGCUACAACCAGCUAAACAG